CAUUACAUUACAAUGCGUGGUGGGUUGGACGACCGUGCGCGAAGAAAUGCUCCGGCGCUUUGCGUAAAACAAACAGCCACAGAGGGCGAGAAUGACACAUCCAGGCUACGCGCACACUCGUUUAGCAGCACGGCAACAGCGCUCUGAGACAUAAACAACGAGGAAGCGGCCGCCGCCGAGGAAAAUCAUGCACACGUUUUAGGAUUUAAUUCGGCAAUCAAACCAUUUCUCGAGAAGGAGCAGGAUCUAAACGCCGAAGCGGUUUAUGAGGGUCGGAAAAAAUCUGCAGCAUGCAACAUAUUCUUUAUGUCAGUGAUCGGCGCCAGACCAGGCGAGGACGGCCACUUUUUUUUUUUUUUUUUUUUUUUUUUUUUUGCUUGAACUGUUCAUUUAAGAAAUCCUAUCUGAUAUUUCUGUGCAAGACUGAGGCUGCUGUGGCCGCGAGAGGACGUUUCGUAAUGAUAUAAAACUGAAAGGAAGGAAGGGUUUUUUUCAAACCUCCGUCUACAGUCGCCUGCUUGUCGUUUUCCUGGUGGUGGAGCGCAAGAAUAGUUUCUCUUGUCUGAACGCUUUGACUCAUGAUUUCGGGGGUUACUGGGAGCCCACUCGACUUUUGUCCGCCCUGCCACGGAGGAACACCGGGGGCUUUUUCUUUUUCGGCGACCGCUUCGCCCGAGGUGCGUUUGGUUUCAAGAGCAACAGAGGGAUUAAACAUUUCUGCUCUCGGGCGCCCGUUUGUGUGAGACAGACUGGGUUACAUUGUGAGAGGAACGGUUGUGGCAAGAAAGAAGGCUAUAAAUAGCGCAUGCAAUUCUCGAAAACUAUCACAAGUGGUGCAUCAGCUUGUGGAACAGACGGAAUCAGAUAUCCUGUGCGUAAUAACGUCUCGUCUCGAAGUUGAUUGUUUUGCAGCGUAUACGGACACCUUUAUUAUAUUCAAGUUUAGACUGUUGAUUUGCUAUUUUUUUAUAGGGCUGUUCCGGGAGAAAGGAGUCGCUUCCCCAUGGAUUAUGACCCUUUAAUGAUGAAACUAUCUGCGGAAAGACUGAUUUGGAAACAGGCUGAUCUCCCUCCGUGUGUGGAUUGAAAUGGAUACAUCUCUGCGCUCUGACAAUGAUCAGAUUUGGAAUCGCCUGACCUGGAUUGGAACAAUGUUGUGAUCCCCGCACACACGCUUGGAUUUACAACAUUACAACAGAUCCGCUGGGGGCUUAUUUAUGGAUGCAUAUUGCACUUCUUUUUGAAUACGCCCAUUCCUCUAAGCGACCAUCCCGAGCCUAUUAUCCGGACCUCUCGUGAGGUUAUCCGCCUGCUUGUUUUGGCACCGAUUUGUCAGCCCCUGCUCGGUGUUUGAUGCCGAUGUAGGAUUUCGACAUGCCCUGCGCUGACGACCCCAAAGGCGGACGAUUAUGACUACAACGGCGAAUUGGGUGGCUAACGGGGCAAGCCUUGAGGACUGCCACUCCAACAUCUUCUCUCUGGCGGAGUUGACGGGCAUUAAAUGGCGUUGCUACAGCUUCCACGGCGGCGGCGAGUACGGGCCCGUGAUCUCCGCCCCGGCUCAGGACGACCCGGUCCUUCGUAGCUUCAUGCGCUGCGUGCAGGCCAACCUUCUCUGCGUGUGGCGGCGCAAAAUCAAGCCCGAUGGCAAAGAGCUGUGGAUCUUCUGGUGGGGCGAACAGCCCAACCUCUCCGAUGUGAUUCAUCAGGAGCUGGAAGUGGCUGAGGAGGGGCUGUGGGAGUGUGGGCUGUCCUACGAGUGCAGGACCCUCCUGUUCAAGGCCAUACACAACCUGCUGGAGAGGUGUCUGAUGGAUAAGGGCUUCGUGAGAAUCGGGAAAUGGUUCUUCAAGCCGUAUGAGCUGGAAGGAAAAUCUCUGGGCAACAGCGAACACCUAUCAUGUUCCUUCUCCUUCUUCCUCCACGGGGAGAGCAACGUGUGCACCAGCGUGGAGAUCGCCCAGCACCAGCCUGCGUACCACAUCACAGAACACCACAUCCGCCUCGCGCAGACCUCCGUCACACCAGUGCAAGUGGUCCUGAGUCCGUACGGUCUGAGUGGCACCCUAACAGGUCAGGCCUACAAGAUGAGCGACCCGGCAACACGGAAGCUGAUGGAGGAGUGGAGCUACUUCUACCCAAUGGUACUUCAGCAGAAAGAGGGAAGUGGAGACAAGGAAAAAGAGGAAGCGGCCCAGGCGUAUGAUCGCAACUGUCACGUGGCGGUGGAGGUCAUCGUAGGUGGAGUUAGGAUGACUUACCCGGCUGCUUUUGUACUGAUCGCCCAAGGGGACCUACCAGCAGAGCAGCCUCCGCCUGUUCCUGCAGCUCAGGGCCUCAACAAAGAGCCGAACCACUGCAGCGUGCCGCUGACGCCGCCAACGUCACCAGAACAGCCCUGCUCUGCGGACAGUGGCUUCGUGACCUUGGUCUCCAGUGUCCCCGCAUCAGACAGCAACAUGGGGAUCCCCACCAUCAGCCCUAAGCAUUCUGGGAAGAAGCUGACCUGUCAGGUGGUCCACCAGGCCUGGAGAGAGUGCUAUCUCAGCCAGCCACAGCAUGUACCGAAUCAGCCAACUGACAUGACGCCGAGGAAGGAAGUGCCAAAUGGAGUUACCACGUGGGACUUCAAUGAUCUGGGAGCGCGAGCACCCUGCAGCUGCUCCAGGUUAAAACAGCAGAAGCUGAAUCCGACCACCGCAUCCACUGCCAACGCCCAGUCCAGUGCCAACCCCACUCAGGCCUCUGGCCCGUCGUUACACCCUCCGUCUCUGCCCAAACACAAGACGAGCGACAAGGCGGAAAAGGCGGACAAACAGUCCAAGAGGCCAGCUGUGAUUCCCUUCCAUCAUCGCCUGUCCGUCACACAGGAGACCCCUCUGGAACAGGACUCACCAGGAGGGCCCCAGCUUGGUGGCCUUGUGGUGCUGGAGCCGCCCAUCGAGCCCUUAGCGGAUCUGCCAAGCUGCAAGUAUUCCAAGCCCCUUUCCAAUGGCAGGAAGGGUCCAGAAUCCCUACUCCAUUCACCCAUGUCUCCACUUCCACCUACUCUCAGCCCACACCCCCGGGUGCAGGACCCAGAUGUGCUGGAUGGACCUGUGGAUAUACCCCUGUGUCCAGACGGGGCUUCGGGGAUGGGGGUGAUUACCAGCGAGACAGUGGUGUAUACAGCUAUGCUGAGGCAGAGGGAGAACGGGGCUGGCUGGUGGAGGGGCUUCAGGACUCCCAGGACUGAUAAGACUGACUGCAGACCCCCUGAGCUCCCCGCCGAUAAACAAGAGGAGAUGAAGACAGAGACGACCGCCGAGGGAGCUCCACUUAAGAGACUAUACACGCAGACUCACAAGAGAUUUAAAAUCUCAGAGGAGAGGGUGAGGAAUCACAUCCACACCUUGGGCCUGCUCCAGCCGCCAGGUGUGGAGGCGCUGCGGGAGAGCGGGGAUGAUCCCUACGACUUUAAGGAAGGCGACAUCGAGUACACGUUCUCCACUUCCAAGAGAUUAAAGAGUCAAGGGCGAGAACCCAGCAAGAAGGCCAAGGGUGAAGAAAUCACCAGCAACGGUGCACUGCCUGAUGGAAAAGACGCCAUGUCCAUUUUUAACUCGGCUCCAAAAUCAGAUGAAGCAGGUCAGGACGACGCAGCCGCUAAGGCAAAUCCUUCUCUGACCAGAGAAAAAGAUCUCGUGGUCAACAUCUCAGAUCUGGACAAUAUAUUUGAUGAAGAUGAGGAAGAUUUAGGGAACGUUUACCCGAACCAGCACUCAGCCAAGCUCCCGGUGUCGACGGAAGACCGGCCCUUUGGGAAAGAGGGGCGAGUUGCAGUACCAUAUCCAUCUAUAGCAGACCUCCAGCGCAUGUUUCCCACCCCGCCUUCCCUAGAGCAACACCCGGCCUUCUCCCCCAACACCACUUACCGUGACACCCCGAGUCAAGAGCCCCCUGCACCCAGCGGAGCGUCCGACCACCUGCCGUCAUUAGCCUCCACCCAGCUCACUGAAUACAGGAUGGAGAUGGAGGAGGGCCUGGCUAGUCCCAGACAGGAUGAUAUCAAGCCGCAGAUCGCCUCCUCCAUGUUUGCUCCUCUAUCCUGCCUGCCCAGCCAGAGUCUGCCGCCUCUCAAGAUUCCCGAACAGUGCUACUACCGUCCGUCCUGGGCCCUCCUGCCCAAAAUGGAGCACUUCCCCGCUGUUAUGCAUCCGCAGAAUGUGGCGUUCACCAAGGAUGGAUACACAAACGUUCCCAGCGUCAACACCCUCACAGACCAGGAGUACAACCAGAUGACUGCCACCACUGCCUCUGCAAACACAACCAUCGGCAUUCUCCCCUCUCCUGCCACACCGCGCUUCUCUGUCCCGACUCCGCGAACCCCUCGGACGCCGCGGGGCAUAAAUGCCGCCAGCUCCGGGCAGGGUUCGGUGAAGCAGGAUGGUACCGAGCUCAGCUCUCCCGUCUCCACCCCAUCCACCAGUUUGCCUCUUAGCUCCGUGGAGCCCCUAGCUCGACCGGGACCCUCUCUGCCGGAGGCCCACAGCCUGUACGCCAUCCUUCUGCUGUCCGACUCCGUCCUCAGCGUCUUCAAGGACCGCAACUUCGACAGCUGCUGCAUCUGUGCCUGCAAUAUGAAUGUCAAAGGAGCGGACGUGGGAGUGUACAUCCCGGAUUCCACCUGCGAAGAUCAGUACCGCUGUAUGUGCGGCUUCAGUGCCAUCGUGAACAGGCGGCUCGCCCACGGCACGGGCCUCUUCGUGGAGGACGAGCUGGAUAUUUAUGGCCGGAAUUCGGAGGUGGGGCGGGCGGCCGAGAGGAGGCUGGCUCUUUGCCGGCGGGACCCCACUAUGCGAGACUCCAGGGCCAAGCGCCCGCAGGAUGCCGCCCCUGCCUCUCCGCCGGUGAUGGUCCUUUUGCAGGAACAGUGCUCCCAGCCCAUCUCUUCCCUGGCGUCGCUUCAUCUCCCCAUCAGCUGCUCGUGCCACGGCCGCAAGGGUGCACUCCUCCAAAGCUGGAUGUCUGAGAAGCAGUGGGCCGACGGGAGCGACGCCUGUGUGGAGUGUUAUAAUGCAUUGGAGCAGGGGCUGCAGUAUGUAGAUAACCCCACGGGAGGGAAAGUAGAUCCAGCUGUUGUCAGAAGUACUGCUCUUCACUCCUGGGCCCACACUAAUGUGGUGGAUAUGAGCAUGUUGUCGUCACAGGACAUGGUUCGUAUGCUGCUGUCUUUGCAGCCUUUCCUGCAGGAUGCCAUCCAGAAAAAGAGAACUGGACGGACCUGGGAAAACAUCCAACACGUUCAGGGUCCACUCACCUGGCAGCAGUUUCACAAGAUGGCUGGAAGAGGCUCUUAUGGUUCGGAGGAGUCACCGGAGCCCCUGCCCAUCCCUACGGUGUUGCUGGGCUAUGACCGGGAGCGGGACUUUUUGGCGUUGUCCCCUUUGGCUUUGCCUUUCUGGGAGAAGUUGCUGCUCGAACCAUAUGGUGGGCAGCGGGAUGUUGCUUAUGUUGUUGUGUGUCCUAAUAGCCCCUCUCUGCUAGCUGCAGCCCGGUCCUUCUUCCAGGAGCUCAGUGCAGUUUAUGAGACGUGUCGUCUUGGGAAGCACCGUCCUCUAGCUAAGGUGUCCAGGGAUGGUUUGAUCCGUGUGGGUGAAGAAGUUGAGCAAGAGAAGCUUGAGGAGCUGGACGUGGACCAGUGGUUGACCGGACCGUGGACUGGACAGCAGCACACUGACAACCUCAACAAACUUAAACUCUAUGCUUACGCCUGCAAGCAGCAACUAGGUCCCCAGCUUUCAGCGCUGCCUUUGGAUAGCAGUCUUCUGUUGCCUCCUAAACCCCAGCCUCCUGUAAACAACACAUCCUCAGCUCAGCCUGCCUCGUCUGGGCAGCCUUCAGCUUGGGCCCCUGACGGAGAACAGGCCCAAGGUGCUGUCAGUUCAGCAAAUGCUUCGACCCCGACCGGAGCAAACUCAGGCCAGACAGGGGAGACAACCCAAGGGGGAGCCGGCGAUUCUAAAGGGCCUUCUAGUUCCACGCCACCAGCCAACACACCAGCAGAAACCCCUGAACUCUCAGCUGAGCAGUCCAGAAUCGGCAUCCCCACUGUGGGUGACUCAAUGGAGAGCCACGCCAACCCACCAGCUAUUGUCGUUUACAUAGUGGAUGCAUUUCUGAACUUGAGCGGAGCGAGAAACGAAGGAGGAGAAGAAGAAGAGGCCGACGAGGUGGAGUCAGGUAGCAUUUGGCUACUAGGGCUUCUUCGCUGCUACACAGAGAUGCUGCAGACCUUGCCUGAGACGAUGAGGCCCGCACUGGUGCUACAGGUGGUGCCAUGCCAGUAUCUUCUUCAGCCAGCUAGUGGAGAGAGCCAUUUGUAUCUGCAACACCUGCGCUCCCUGGCCUUCUCAUGCUACUCUCAGUGCAGACGUCUGUUACCCCAGCAAACAAAUAUCAAGUCCCUGACCGGCUUUGGCCCAGUGUCUACUGUCAGUUCAGUGCUCACGAGUCCAGAGCAUCCCAGACCUCUACAGCUGUACUCUCCGCCAUUCAUCCUCGGUCCGACCCGUCCCAAACAACCAGAGUCAGGAGAGAUAUGGGCUGAGAUCCCUCCCAAAUUCAACGUGCUCUUUGUUGGAUACUGCCUCUCUCACGACCAGCGCUGGAUCCUGGUGUCCUGCACUGACCAGCAGGGGGAGCUCCUGGAGACAAGCAUUAUCAACAUUGAUGUCCCCAACAGAGCACGGCGUCCCAGAGUAUCAGCAAGGAAGAUGGGGCUGCAGAAGCUGUGGGAGUGGUGUAUUGGCAUCAUUCAGAUGACCUCCCUGCCGUGGAGGAUUGUCAUUGGUCGAUUAGGCAGACUGGGCCACGGGGAGCUAAAAGACUGGAGCUCGCUCCUCGGAGAGCACUCCCUCCACUCCAUAGGACGCCAGCUGAGGGAGGCCUGUCGUAUGUGCGGAAUCUCGGCCGCGGACUCCCCCUCCAUCCUCAGUGCCUGCCUGGUAGCCAUGGAGCCCCAGGGCUCCUUCGUGGUCAUGCCUGAUGCAGUGACCAUGGGCUCCGUGUUUGGCCGCAGCACCGCUUUGAACUUACAGACGUCGCAGCUGAACACGCCUCAGGAUGCUUCCUGUACGCACAUUCUAGUCUUCCCGACCUCAGCCACCACCCAGCUAGCACCCAGCUCCUACCCCACAGAGGACAAUAACGACGACAUGUUUGAUCUUCCCUUUCCCGAUGAGCUGGAGAAUGACAUCGGCCAUGACAUGAUGCUGAUCAACCUUCACCCUUCCCCCAACACCUCCCCCGUGCCCUCGCCCGGGUCGCCGUCCGGGAUGGGAAUGGGAUCACAUUUCCAACACACCAGGGGCCAGGGAGAGCGCUUACUGUCCAGGGACAAUCCCCCAGAGGAGCUGAAGCAGCAGCCGCUGGCUCUGGGCUACUACGUCUCGACGGCGCAAGCUAACGGACUCCCUCACUGGUUCUGGGCCUCCUGCCCACAGGCUGAGAGCCAGUGUCCACUCUUCCUUAAGGCCUCUCUCCACCACCACAUCUCCAUUACGCAGUCCGACGAGAUGGUGUCUGAAAAGAGUAAGAGGGCUCCUCAUCCCUUAGACUCAAAGACCACCUCUGAUGUGCUCAGGUUUGUAUUGGAGCAGUACAACGCCCUCUCUUGGCUGACGUGCACGCCCGCCACACAAGACCGCCAGUCCUGCCUGCCCGUCCACCUGGCCGUGCUGACCCAGAUGUACAAUGCCAUCCUGAACAUGCUUUAGCUGUGCGAGAGUUCAAGGACACAACUCCUCGAUGGUCGCAUCCAUUUCUCCUGUGCCUACGCUUCUUUCUUGACCACCAGAGAGCGCCAGAGCUCUUCGGUUGUUUCAGGUCGACUAGGAUAUAAUGGCCAAAUAUAUAUACACACACACACACAAAAAAAAGAAAAAAGGACAGGGCAGGUCAGACUAUUCCUCGCAUGGAAUGUAAUGAAUGAGAAGAGCGAAACGCUCUGAACAGUGAUGUCGGUUGACGUCGGUCAUCCGUGGUGCCGUGGAAACCUAAGGGAAGAGACGCAUCUGACCCGACAUUUGAAGCAUCCGUGGAUGACCUUUACAGGCGAGCUCCCUAGGAUUGUUUUUACCCCCCCUCCCCUCACCUGUGAAAAGGGACAUCCGCGCAGGGGCCACACAACUCCAUAUCGUACAACCAGCAAAACGGCAUGAGAACACACAAACACGUGGCUUUGUUACAUCAAUUAUGUUUUUACGUUUUUUUUGUAUAGGACUGCACUGCUGAGCUUUUCUGGACGUGCAGCUGGUUGCUGAAACUUUUACCUUUACUCCUAGAGGGGCAGUGUCCCACCCCCUCCCCCUACACCCACCCGCCCCCCACCUCUCCAAAUGGGGGGGGGGGCAUUUGAUAAUGGCACUUUUUUUUCCCGCCCCUCACCUCUCCAAAGUGUUGCAGAUGCGAACACGAUGGAGAAAUAUUUGACCAGUUCAGACAGACGUGUUGUUUAUAAUGUAAGGCAUACAUUUACAAAGAAUCGAGACUUAUUUUUUAAUAUUUAAAACAAAACAAAAAAAAAAAAAAUGAGAAAAUGAAAUGGCCUUUUUCUCCCCAAAGUGACGAUUAACUGUCUUGGGAUCUGAAAUAAAAUUUGUCAUUUUAUUGCAAUUGUAAAGAUGGCAUAUUUAUACAAAUUAUAUCAUGUCAUAGAAUUUCAUAUAUAAAUAUAUAUAUAUGUAUAUACAUAAAUAUAUAUAUAUAUUACCUCUUUCAAGCAGGCACUUAAUGAUAAGGGGAUGGGCAGAACUGUCUCUUUAGAAGUGGACGCAGUAUGAACAUUUAUCAAAGAAGUUGCAUUUUAAGUUCCUUUUUUAUUUUCUGAUACUGAACAUGUUACCUUUUCUUUUUAUUUAAUGAGUUUAAAUUAAAUCGAUGCAGGAAAUACAGCAUACUGUAUAUUUAUAAGGUAUUCCUAUUCUGCUAAAGCAAACUUGAAAUAGGCAAUAAAUAAAAAAUGAAAAAAAAAAAAACACACACACACAAACAAGGUUAUUACAUAUUUAAGAACGACGCUUUAUUUCAUUGGCUCUCCUAAAUGAUGUCAAGCAAACUUUUAGAAAGGCCUCUCUCUUCAGCUUCUCUCUCAGUCUGCUCUUUGUUAAGACUCCUAGCAUGUUUGUAUAUACACUUUUCAGCUGUGUUUGUUCGGGGGCUUACUUAAAGCUGUACAUUUCAUGCUGGUUGGAUUCCUUUCAAGUAAUUCAUAUCAAAGUGUUUUUGCUUUUGGAUUUUGAGUAUUUUUUUAUAUAAAGCAUACAGUGCGAAACUCAUUUAACUGCGGCCGAGAGGCUCCAUUUCCAAGUACAGUUAUAGCCACACAAAUGUACAGACAAGGGCAAGCUUGCAGAGAUUUGUUACAUCUGUCAUCACUUUGAAUAUCAAACAGAUCCAAUUAACUGGGAGAGAUCUGUUACUUUUACACUCUUUUUUAGUAAAUUAUUAAAACUCUUGAAAAUGA
Molecule: messenger RNA, 9505 nt
Organism: Mugil cephalus (flathead mullet)
Lineage: Eukaryota; Metazoa; Chordata; Actinopteri; Mugiliformes; Mugilidae
Product: mediator of RNA polymerase II transcription subunit 13-like
Exons: 31
Coding region: 1410-7757 (2115 amino acids)
Biological process (GO): regulation of transcription by RNA polymerase II
Cellular component (GO): mediator complex
Molecular function (GO): transcription coregulator activity
Source: RefSeq, a predicted model, not a curated record